Alnus glutinosa is the source of this 708-nucleotide messenger RNA. RefSeq lists its product as uncharacterized. The transcript has a single exon. The record is from RefSeq and is a predicted model, not a curated record. Bases 1 to 708 code for a protein of 235 amino acids. Lineage: Eukaryota; Viridiplantae; Streptophyta; Magnoliopsida; Fagales; Betulaceae.
AUGGUAAUAGCAUAUUCCUUUGGCAUGACAAUGGGCUGCUUGCUAGAUACGUAUGGGCAUAGAGUGAUGUAUGAUGCUGGUUCUUCCAUAGGACCUAAACUCUCCACCAUUAUUAGUAGAGGUGAUUGGUUUUGGCCCCAUGCCAAAUCAAAUGCCAUUGUUGAGAUCCAAAGUAGGUUGUAUGAAGUUGAGAUUGGUGAGGUUGACCAACAGGUUUGGGAUUCUAAAAGUGGGAAGUUCUCAAGUGUUGAUACCUGGGAAAAGCUUAGAGACAAUAAAUCGGAGGUGAAAUGGUAUGAUAUUGUUUGGUUUUUGACUGCUAUUCCUAAGUAUGCAUUUUUUCUCUGGCUUGCUUUUAGGGAUAUCAUUGUCACUUGGGAGCAUAUGUGUCGAUGGGGUAGUGGAGACAGUUUAUAUCUCUUUUGUCGUUCUUGUCAAGAGGAUAGAGCCCAUCUAUUUUUUGAGUGUAAUUUGAAUAGGAGAGUUUGGAGGGCUUUGAUGGCAGGUUGUGGGAUAAUUGAUCAUCCUUUAACCUGGAAUCUUGUUGCUCUUUGGAGUUUGCAGUAUAUGAAAGGGAGGAGUGUGAAAGCUACUACCAUAAAAUUGUGCUUUGCUGCAAUAACAUACAAUCUGUGGCUUCAUAGAAACGCGUUGCUCCAUGGCCGGCCUCCCAAGUUUGAAGAAAGCUUGUUGUCCUAUAUUAGAUGA